Molecule: messenger RNA, 1475 nt
Organism: Sitophilus oryzae (rice weevil)
Lineage: Eukaryota; Metazoa; Arthropoda; Insecta; Coleoptera; Curculionidae
Product: F-box only protein 9
Exons: 10
Coding region: 147-1475 (442 amino acids)
Biological process (GO): SCF-dependent proteasomal ubiquitin-dependent protein catabolic process
Cellular component (GO): SCF ubiquitin ligase complex
Molecular function (GO): protein binding
Source: RefSeq, a predicted model, not a curated record
AAUAGAAAAAAAUUCCAAAUCCCAGUUAAAACAUGGCUGAUAUUUUGAUCGUAUCCAGCGAAAUUUUGCAAGAAGUUAUAAGAUUUUCCGACCGUGAACUAGAUUACUUUUUUAGCGAAAAGUGAACGAUUUAAAAUCAAACUAAAAUGGAAAACUCUGGAUUGAAUAAUAGUGGAGGUCCCGGUGAUAAUGAUGGUGAAGGAGAAGAUCAAGACGACCCGUCUUCUUCGUUUAACGUUCAGGAUGAGUUGACUUAUUUUCGAGAAAAAUGGCAUAAGGAGCUUAGAGUUCAACCAAAAACAAUAAAACAAAGUGUUUCUAAAGAAGAACGAAGCAGAAAUGAGACUGACAUUGAUCCAACUGGAACUGACGAGGAAAGUAGAGCUCGUAUGCUUUUUUACAAAGGAAUAGAAAUGGAAAAAUCUGGAAAAUUAUAUGAGGCCAUUCAAUUCUAUCGAAAGGCAGUUCAAAUCGUGCCAGAUAUUGAAUUCAAACUUGACUAUAGGCCAAAACAUAUCAACUUAAAGAAUGAGAGACCUCCAGAAGUUACUGAAGAGAUUGAAGAGACUGAAGAUUCCAGUGACGAUUCUGACGACAGUGAAAUCAUAGAGGAAAGCCAGUUGUUACCAAAAAUACAGAGAAGAGUGUCCAAAAUGAGAUUUUUGUGUUCACCGAAGUUUGAUCAAACAGGUACACAUAUAUCUUUUUUACCUGUGGAAAUACUACUCUACAUUCUCAGAUGGGUUGUAUCCAGUGAUUUGGACUUGAGAUCUAUAGAAAUGUUUGGAUUAGUUUGCAGAGGAUUUUAUUUGUGUGCUCGUGAUCCAGAAAUUUGGCGAUUGACAUGUUUGAGAAUAUGGGGUUUGAAUUGUGGUUCAUCUCCUGGCAUGUACGGUACAUGGAGAAACAUGUUCAUUGAAAGGUCCAGAUUGAAUUUCAACGGGUGCUACAUAAGUAAAACCACGUAUAUCAGACAUGGGGAAAAUAAUUUUCAAGAUCAGUUUUACAGACCAUGGCACCUAGUUGCUUACUACAGAUAUUUAAGGUUUUUCCCUGAAGGACUGGUAUUAAUGUUAACCUCUCCAGAUGAGCCUUCGCUUUGCGUACAACAAAUGAAGUCUCGCAGUCCUAGACAGCCUGUAAUGGUUGGGUAUUACAGACUGAAGGAUGACAAAGUUACAUUGGUUGUACAGCGGCAAGAUACGUCCAGGGCUGUCCAGAGUACCUACAGAAAAGGAUUGAGACGGAGAGAAAUGGAAAAUGCCGAGCAAACCUUUCAUAUGGAAUUGGAAAUAAAAAACCACAAGAAUAAACGUCAUUUUAAGCUAGUCUGGACUUAUUAUUCGGUGUUUACAAAGUACAAGCAUGGUCAAGAGAGCACUUGCACUUUCGAUCUGAUAGCCAAUCGGUUUCCUCCGUUGAUGUUUUCCAGGGUCAAGAGCUUCACUUCGGAUAUUGCUUGCUUUUUCUCCUAG